GUGUGUGCGCGAUGGUCGACUCCGCCGGUUCGCUGCGGCCGCGCCGCUUGCUGCAGCUCCACGUGCCCCGCCGGACGAUCGAGCUGGUGGCGCUGAUGGCGGUGUCGAGCACACUGUUCCUGUUCAUGCACACCCGGGACCUGCACACGCGCCUGCGCGCCAUGGAGGGACGCCUGCAGACCGCGCCGGCCAGUGGCGGAGACAACCAUCUCUCCGGUUCGAGCUCCGGGGCGAGCAGCAGCCUGCAGCGGCAGCUCGCCGACUACGGGCUGUCUGAGGCAGACCUGGACUUGGAGCAGCUGAACAACACGCGGCGCGCAGCUGUGGACCUGGUGUUCUUCAACCGGGUGCCCAAGGUGGGCAGCCAGACGUUCAUGGAGCUGCUUCGCAGGCUCGCACUGCGCAACGGCUUCGCCUUCCACCGUGACCAGAUACAGCGCGUCGAGACCAUCCGGCUGGCGCCGCCAGACCAGGCGGCGCUGGCGGCUCACGUCAACAGCUUCGAGCCACCUGCAGUGUACGUCAAGCACGUCUGCUUCACCAAUUUCUCGCAGUACGGCCUGCCGGAGCCCAUCUACGUGAACCUGGUCCGUGACCCGGUGGAGCGCGUCAUCUCGUGGUACUACUACGUGCGUGCGCCCUGGUACUACGUGGAGCGCAAGCAGGCAUUCCCUGACAUCCCACUGCCGGACCCGCGCUGGCUCAAGAAGGACUUCGAGACGUGCGUGUUGCGCGGCGACCGAGAAUGCCGAUAUCUGGAGGGAGAGACGCGGGAGGGCAUAGGCGACCAUCGAAGACAGUCGCUCUUCUUCUGCGGACACGCCGACGCUUGCACGCCGUUCAACACGGUGGGCGCCCUGCAGCUGGCGAAGCGCGCUGUGGAGCGCCACUACGCCGUCGUGGGCGUGCUCGAGGAGCUCAACACGACGCUGGCCGUGCUCGAGCACUACGUGCCGCGCUUCUUCCGCGGCGCCGCCGACGUCUACUGGGGUGAGAUGGAGCGCUUCAUCCGCAUAAAUCGCAACAUGUUCAAACCGCCGGUGCGCGAGGAGGUGAAGGAUUUGGUGCGCGCCAACUUCACGCGCGAGACGGAGUUCUACCAGUUCUGCAGGCAGCGGCUGCACCGCCAGCUGCUCGCGUUGCGCCUCCCCUCCUGACGGGCCGGCUUCCCCCACCACCGCCACCGACGCCGCCCCCCGCCAACGCCGGCGGAGGGCGCCCGGAGCCAGCCUCAAGACUGAUCUGCCGCUCGUGGACUGUGCCUCCCUCCCAUGCACGUGUGUCCAGGCACACGGUCUGACUUCUUCCGCUGUGCGGAUUUCAUUCAACGUUCAUGUAUCCAUUAAAGUGACGUCGGUGUGUCCAGAUCACCCAGAGACAGUGUGUACCAUAGCAGUGUGCUCGCAACAAACGUGUGCAGAGAGAAAACAAGAAUACUCCGCAAUGUGAAAUCUUCACCUAUAUUCCGUACGCUACCUUGCACUGUGUGGUGGAGGGCACUUCUAGUGUCACUAUCACAUGCUUAAUUCUUCUUGAGACAUAGACUCCUGAAAUUUCAAUAGUAAACUUCUCCAUAAUGAACAAAUCCUCUCUGGUGGUGUCUACCACUGCAGUUUGUCGAGCAUCUUCAUAAUUCUCUCGCACUUACAAUCGUAACAAAACAUGCCACACACUGUUGGAUAUUCCCCCUGACCCUCCCCCCACUCUCUCCUAUUAAUCCAGCUUGUUAAAUGUCCCAAACUUACAAGUAAUACUCAAAACACAGUCAGACAAGUGUUUUUCAAGUCACUUGUUUUGUAGAUAAAUUACAUUUCCUUGGGAUUCUUCCAAUGACUGUCAGCUUGACAUCUGCUCCAGUUUUGUGAUCAUUCCAUUUUAGGUCACUCCAAAUGGUUACUCCUUGACAUUUUAUGGUUGUUACUGCUUCUAUGAUUUAUGGCCAAUAUUUUAAUCCAAAAGUAAUGAACCUCUUCACCUACUUAUGCACAAUAGAUGUAACAUUUAAUUACAUUCAGAAUCAACUGCUGGCCCCACACCAGUUAUUAAUUCUCUGCAAGUAUUUCUGGAUUUCUCUGCAUUUUUUGGGUGUUGCAAUCUUCCUGCAGAUGACAGUGUUGACCAAAACCAGCCUCGCAGAGAUUAUGAUAUUAUCCACCAGACCAUUUAGACACAUUGCAAACAGUAACAGCUUUAUAAUGCUCACUUGGAGUACUCCUGAAAUUAUUGUUAUGCACAUUGAUUUUGUCUCAUUAAGAACAAUGUGCUAAGUGCUGUAUCUGAGUAACUCCAAAAUGCCAUCACAAAUCUAAUCCAGUAUUCAGUAAACUCAUAUUUCGGUCAUUAAUUGAUAGUGCAGGACUUCUCCAAUUGUUCUUUCUGCCGACUGCCAGUUCUGGGGCCAUUUUCAGACUGAUAAGGGGGGGAGGGGGGUACUGUUUCCACUUUUGGUUCUCUCUUUACACGCUGAUAUACUCAGAACACUACCGUUAUCAAUUACUCAUGCAAUUUGUUAUUUCCUUUGUCACCCACAAUAAAAUCUACAAUGGCAAAAUAACCAUCAGUGUAUCUGUACUAGAAGAAAAAUCAACAUGAAAUGUUCAGUGUUUAUCAAUGUGUUCAUAGCCAUCAGUUACACUGUUGGCUAGUGCAUCACAUCAUAUACUGCCCCUUGCUAGUGGCAUUGCCCCAUCAAUAGCCUCAUGAGUUGCACACCACUCUUAAUGAAUGUCCAUAUUGAUAACCAUCUGCAUAUUUUUUUAUCUUCAUUGUUCUUAAAUGUGUACCAUUGUAUCUACUUCAUUGGUAACUUACUGUAUCUUGUACAAGCAAAUGAAACAUGAUACUGAUUGACAACAAUGUAAAAGGCGCUGGUUUAGUAUCUGGUAUCUACCUACAUGUUUUCAAUAGCAAUGUGGCAAGGAAUAGAAGCACCACAAUUCCUCCUAUGUAAUAGGUUAAAGACAGUGAUAGUUCUAUCAUUCAGCAGCCUUUAGGUAAGUUGAUAAAUCAGUGCAUUUGCUUAUCUUCACAGACUUCUUAGAGUGCAAGAAAGCAUUAGUAAAGGCUUUUCUGGAAACAAAAUAGGAGUGAAAAAGUCCUACUGAUCAAGGCUGUUUAUUGAGCCAGAACCCCAACCUGGAAACUUGCCUUUUGCAAGCAAUGCUCUUAAUCAACUGAACUAUCCCAGCACAACCUACAACCUCAUAUCCACAAUUCUAUUUUUAGUGAACACAUAAAAAACAAAUUCAUAAGGCCUUGUUCUCAAAUUUUCAACCCCAAGAUAGUUAUAAUUCUUUGCAAUACAAUGAACUUCCGUGCAGCAUUAAUCCUGUGAAAGAAAUCAUUAAGAAGCAAUGAUAAAGCAUCAGGAAAGAAAUAUAUAACUGCCAUAAGGAGUUCAAUUGUCUCACUGAAGACUAUCAGCAUUUCAGACACUAGUUUCUUGGAAAUGAUAAAUAAAGGCAUUCCAAAAUAAAUGAAUGUGUUAAGUACUGUAUCUUCUACUGGUUAUAAUUUGUUUGACCACUCUGCAUUAUUAGUGUUAACAGACAUCAAUUGAAUGUUGUUUAAGUAUAUAAAGACACACACCUAUAUCACUAUAACUUUCAUUAGGCCCUACUCUAAGAUCUUUCAGAAACUCAGCAAAGACGCUCAUACUAAAAUGAAGAUACACAGUGUGUGAAAUAAAGUUGUUGACUAUCUUUUCUGUAUAUGUAUUCAUGUCCACAUGAUGAAUGGCAGAGGAACAAACAGAAAAUGAUAAAUAAUUCAAUGUACUUGAGCUCUUUCGUACUGAUAAGAAAAUGUCCCGAACAAAUUGAUGACAGGAUUUACACAAUAUCAAAAACCAAUAUAUAUUGUGCACAAGAAGACAAAUAUAUUCAUUGUUGAAGUUCUGGGUAGUAAUGGUCACUAUAAAAUUCAUAACAUUCCAUUAUUCAACAUAUUCACAAAACAAUGCCUACAUUUCAUUGAUGAGAAAUUAUCCAUUUUUUUAACAAAGAAGAGAAAGUUUGUAAAUUAUCAUAAAUGUAUUUUUU
Schistocerca cancellata (South American locust) is the source of this 4040-nucleotide messenger RNA. It is a transcript of the gene pip, whose product is annotated as heparan sulfate 2-O-sulfotransferase pipe. Gene Ontology annotation, cellular component: membrane. Bases 12 to 1157 code for a protein of 381 amino acids. The record is from RefSeq and is a predicted model, not a curated record. Lineage: Eukaryota; Metazoa; Arthropoda; Insecta; Orthoptera; Acrididae. The transcript is spliced from 9 exons. Gene Ontology annotation, molecular function: sulfotransferase activity.